AUGGCGGGGAUGCUAACUAACUGUGGUGUACAUCGUUGUGAUUGUAUAGUUUCUCUCUUGAUUAUAGGACAGGCAGAAUUAUGUCAUAAAGUUUCUGAAGGAUUACAUGAAAGUGCAAAAGGAAGAAAAUGGCAUAUUGUUGUACAUCAAUGUGAAUUUGUUACUGAAAUCACACAAUUAAAUAUAAGUCUUAAUGUAGAUUUUAUUAUUUUUGCUUUUGAUUGGAGAACUACUCAGUCUUUAUCUGAAGUAGAAACAAAUAUAAGUCUCAUAGAUGAACAUUAUAUUAUUUCUGGAGCUGUAUGUUUUGUAAAUUGCCAAGGAAUUUCAAAUAUUAUGGGGUUGACUUCCUACAAAUCAGCAAAAAUACGAGAGAAAUACAACAUUAGAUUUUUAUCUGCUAAUGUUUUUAAGCCACAAAUUUGUGUUCAAUUAGGUAAUAGAAUAUUAAAUUUAGUAGAAGCUAUAUUAGGCAUAACAAGUGGAAUUCCUACUGUUGGACUAUUAGUAUAA
Messenger RNA from Eufriesea mexicana, 513 nucleotides. RefSeq lists its product as uncharacterized. Lineage: Eukaryota; Metazoa; Arthropoda; Insecta; Hymenoptera; Apidae. The transcript has 4 exons. The record is from RefSeq and is a predicted model, not a curated record. Bases 1 to 513 code for a protein of 170 amino acids.